AUGCCUGCGCCUGCAACACGACACCCCUGCCUGUGGCAUGGCACCCCCGUGCUCCUGCUCCUCCUGCCCGCUCUCGCCACUGCCCUCGGCUGCGCCAACCUCCGCACCCAACAGAGCACCUUCAACUGGCACAGCCUCCAGCUCCUCAAAGACAUGGCUCCCAGCUCGCCUCCAUCCUGCGCCCAACACGACGAGCCUCUCCCCUUCCCCGACACCCUCCUGGCAAUCCACAACCCACAACAAGCCACCGCCGCCAUCCUCCGCACCCUCAACCACCUCUUCACCACUCUCAGCGAAGAAAACACCCCCGCGCACUGGCACAACAGAACCAAGCUCCUCAACCAGCUUCAGCAUCAAAUCCAACACCUCCAGCAAUGCCUCACAGCUGGCAGCAGGCUUUUCAAAAGCCAAGGGCCCCGCAACCUCAACAUCACCAGAUACUUCCACCACAUCCAGAAAUUCCUCCACACCCACAACCACAGCCCCUGCGCCUGGGAAAACGUCCGCCUCAUAGCGCAGACUUGCUUCCAA
Messenger RNA from Dromaius novaehollandiae (emu), 531 nucleotides. RefSeq names its product interferon-like. Gene Ontology annotation, cellular component: extracellular region. Gene Ontology annotation, molecular function: cytokine receptor binding. The record is from RefSeq and is a predicted model, not a curated record. The annotation marks the transcript as partial. Gene Ontology annotation, biological process: defense response. NCBI's taxonomy places the organism in Eukaryota, Metazoa, Chordata, Aves, Casuariiformes, Dromaiidae. The transcript has a single exon.